AUGUAUAGUAAUAAUAGUGAUAAGAUCAAUAAUCAUAGUGAUAAAAGAAGAACUGAAUUCUUUAAAAGUAUACUAAACAAUAAGUAUCCAAGAACAAAGAUAUUUAAAGAUGUUGAGAUUAUUCAUGACAUGUUGUACUCAUGUGAUGGUGGUCAAGGUCAACCGAUGAUCUACAGAUUAAAGUCACAUGAGAUCAUUAGUUUAGAAGAAUUUAUCAUUCCACCAUUCUAUCCAACAUCUAAUCGUAGUCAAAUAUCCAAUACUAUUGAUAGAGUCAUCCAAAACUAUUCAAGAUUUUAUAAUGGUCCUGAAAGAGAUCAAUAUCAAAUGCAACCAUUGCGAUUGUACAAUCCAAACAACAUCCACACCAGUCGAGAUCCAUUCAACACCUAUUAUAUCAUCUCUAAAUAUAGACAUGAUCCACAAUUCAAUCAAAUAAUCAAUUUUAAUGAUUUUGAUAUCAAUCAAUUUUACAACAAAAAUCAAUCAAUUGGAUUAAUUCCAUUUAUCUUUGAAUAA
Messenger RNA from Cavenderia fasciculata, 519 nucleotides. RefSeq lists its product as uncharacterized. Lineage: Eukaryota; Evosea; Eumycetozoa; Acytosteliales; Cavenderiaceae. The record is from RefSeq and is a predicted model, not a curated record. Bases 1 to 519 code for a protein of 172 amino acids. The transcript is spliced from 2 exons.